AUGGUGACGAAGAUGAAAGCCAUCGCAGAGGAGCGGGGAGCUAUUACAAAGCUGGCCAUGGGUGGCAUGUCGACUGGCGUUGUACUGGGAGUGGCGUCGUUCGUUUUCUCGAAACCCCGGCAGAUCAUCAGCGGUAUACAUAUUUUGUGCUCCGCAUGUGCGAUAUUCGUGGUGAUGGGCAUCUCUUUCGUGGGUGUGCACCUCUCCCACCUCAUCGACAAAACUUCACGCCAGGCUCCAGCUACUGGGCGGGACUUUUACUCGAAGGCCAAGAAGAGAAUGUGGUUGCAGGCGACUGCCCUAUGUACCCUGGGCUUGGCUUGGGUCACAGUGGUGUUGGCGUGGGAGCUAACACGGCUUGGGCGAGGCACCCAAACUAUCCCUUGGUUGGUAAUGCUGCGGUAG
Molecule: messenger RNA, 405 nt
Organism: Ectocarpus sp. CCAP 1310/34
Lineage: Eukaryota; Phaeophyceae; Ectocarpales; Ectocarpaceae
Source: the annotation of a GenBank genome assembly